AUGAAAAUAUCAGGAAGUGCUGGUGACGUGUUGGAGGACGAUCCAGUCGGAAGGCUAAAAGUGUUUAUUUACGAGCUCCCGAGCAAAUACAACAAAAAGCGAUUGCAAAAGGACCCAAGAUGCCUAACCCAUAUGUUUGCUGCCGAGAUUUACAUGCAUCGUUUUUUGCUGUCGAGCCCUGUCCGAACGCUUAACCCGGAAGAAGCUGACUGGUUCUACGCACCCGUUUAUCCGACCUGCGACCUGACCAGAACCGGCCUCCCGUUGCCUUUCAAGUCACCUCGUAUGAUGAGGAGUGCUAUACAGCUCGUUUCUUCGAAAUGGCCGUAUUGGAAUAGGACUGAGGGGGCCGAUCACUUCUUCAUCGUGCCUCAUGAUUUCGGGCCGUGCUUUCACUAUCUUGAAGAGAAAGCCAUAGGCAGAGGUAUACUUCCUCUUCUCCAACGCGCCACUUUGGUUCAAACUUUCGGACAGCGAAAUCACGUCUGCCUAAAAGAUGGCUCGAUCACAAUUCCCCCAUAUGCCCCUCCUCAGAAAAUGCAAGCCCAUUUGAUCCCUCCCACCACCCCUCGAUCCAUAUUUGUUUACUUCCGAGGUUUGUUUUACGAUAUCGGCAACGACCCUGAAGGCGGUUACUACGCAAGGGGUGCACGAGCUUCGGUUUGGGAGAACUUCAAGAACAACCCGCUUUUCGACAUCUCGACCGAGCACCCGAGCACGUAUUACGAGGACAUGCAACGGGCCGUUUUCUGCCUCUGCCCACUCGGGUGGGCCCCAUGGAGCCCGAGGCUAGUGGAAGCUGUAGUGUUCGGGUGCAUCCCAGUCAUCAUUGCCGAUGACAUCGUGCUCCCGUUUGCUGAUGCAAUCCCUUGGGAGGAGAUUGGUGUUUUUGUGGCAGAGAAGGAUGUGCCGAAGCUCGACACGAUUUUGACCUCUAUACCUAUUGAGGAGAUUCUUAGGAAGCAGAGGCUGUUGGCGAACCCUUCGAUGAAACAGGCGAUGCUCUUCCCGCAGCCAGCCCAGUCGCGAGACGCCUUUCACCAGAUAUUGAAUGGGCUGGCCCGUAAGCUGCCGCAUGGCCCGGGAGUGUAUUUGAGGCCUGGGGAGAAGGUCUUGAACUGGACUGCGGGCCCUGUGGGGGAUCUUAAGCCUUGGUGA
Messenger RNA from Striga asiatica, 1158 nucleotides. Lineage: Eukaryota; Viridiplantae; Streptophyta; Magnoliopsida; Lamiales; Orobanchaceae. The record is from the annotation of a GenBank genome assembly.